AUGUCGCGGGGCGAUGCGGCGGCGGCGAGCAGGCUCGUGCUGGAGGAGCUCCACAGCUGGCCGGAGGAGACGUGCCGUCGGGAGCUGCCUGCGGUGCUGCCCCAGCUCCUCUUUAUGUAUCAGCAUUCUGAAAGUUGGAUUGAACACAUUCGAAUUUUAAAAAUCAUUGUUGAAAUGUUUUUGCCUCAUAUAAACCACCUGACACUGGAACAGUCUUUCUUUUCCCAAGUUUUCCCAAAGACUAUAAAAUUGUUUGAUGGCAUGAUAAGUGAAUUAAUUCGUGAAGCCAGAGAACUCUCAAGCCAAACUUUAGAAAUCCAGGUCAUCCUACGGAAUAUUUUACAAACGAUGGUGCAGCUAUUAGGAGGCCUUGCAGGAUGUGUUCAUCAUGUCUGUGCCACACAGGACUCUGUCGUUUUAGAACAUAUUCAUAGUCUUCCCUCAUCUAUCCUGCAUGUAGUUAAAAGUACAUUUGAACACUGUAAGAAUAGCGAGUCCGUGUACACUGGACGCCUACACCUAGUGUCAGACCUUCUCAAGGUUCUUUUCAAGGAGGCCUAUUCUCUCCAGAAGCAGCUCAUGACACUGCUGGACAUGGUGUACCUGGGCCCUUCAGUAGAUGAGAAUAACAUUUUGAGGAUGGUAGAAGUUAUUCAUGCAUUUUUGGAUAUCUGCUCUGUUAUCUCCAGUUUGGACCAAGCAUUUCAUGCCAAUACUUGGAAGUUUGUAAUUAAGCAGAGCCUCAAACACCAGUUGGUGAUAAGGAACCAGUUGAAACACAAAGAGAUAAUUUCUAGCUUGUGUGGAGACAUUAUUUUUUCCUUUCAUUCUUGUUUGCAGUUAGCUGAACAGAUGGCACAGCCGGCUGUACAGGAUAAUGCUGACUACAGAUUAUUUCAGAAAGCACUCAAAUUGUGUCGUUUCUUUGCUAACUCCCUUUUGCACUAUACUAAGGAAUUUCUUCCUCUCCUGUCUGAUUCUUGCUGUGUUUUGCACCAACUUUAUCUUCAGAUAUACAGCAAGUUUCCUCCAAGCCUGUAUGCUGCCAAGAUUUCCAAAGCACAGCAGGAGGAAAUAGCUGACACUUUCCUUGUGUUACUGGACCCACUCAUCAGUCAACUGCUCAAAUUCCAACCUUUUGUGCAGGCAGUUUUGGCUAGUAAACUUGAUCUGCCCUGUGGACUUCAGCUCCCACAAAUCCUACUUCUGGUUGUUGUCAUGGAUAAGCUGCCCUCUCAGCCUGAGGAUGUACAGACCCUGUGGUGCACAGAAGAUACAGCUAGAAUGUCCCUACUCAAAGCCAUUUUCUACAAUUUUGGGCAGUGUUCUGGUGAACUCUAUUUGCCUGCUCAUUUACAGGGAGUAAAGGGUAAAGGACAAAGUGAGGUGCCUGUCACUGUGUAUCAGCAUGUUUGUGUUCAUCUGUGUGCAUUCGUUGCUUCUUUUCAUCCCUCACUGUUUCCUGAGCUGGAUGCUGCUUUAUUGGAUGCUGUGCUUAGUACUCACGUGAGCACUUCGUUGCUAGCGAUGGACGUGUGGUGCUUCCUUGCUCGAUAUGGGACUGCCGAGCUUGCUGCACACCAUGUCACCUUAGUGGCUCAUCUGAUAAAAUCUUGCCCUGGAGAGUGUAUUCAGCUUAACAACCUAUCAAUACUGUUGAAGCGUCUCUUUUUCUUCAUGGCCCCUCUCCAUCAGGUGGAGUUUGUACAGAGAUUUUCUCCAAAAGAAGCAGACAACUUGCCUCUGUGGCAACAUAUAUCCUUCCAGGCAUUAUCUGCUGAUCUCAGGAAACGAGCUGCAUGUGAAGUGAUCAGAGUAUGCACAGCACAGUGCAGGAAGUGGUUGAGCAGCAGUCAUACUUCGGCAGAACUUGACUCUCUGAACACUGCCCUUGCUGCUUUGCUUACAGCAUGUAGUACUGCUGAAGCUUUGGAUACCAGCCAACUAACUGCAGUUACUGAAGUUGUGAGUCAGCUUUGGACUUUCAUAAACAUUGAACAAGUAAUCAGCCAACCUUAUGUUCAACAGACAUUUAGCUUUUUACUUCAGCUACUGGCAUUCUUCAUCCAAACUGUAGAUCUGCAGCUGAUAAGUCAGGUUGUUAGUGUACUGACACCACUAAUUAAGCUAGAGCCUCCGGACCAUGUCUCCUUAGCAAUACUGGAUUUUAUAGCUUCUCUGGGCAAACUUUUUAUACCUCAAAAUAUCCAGGACAAGGUGCUGCCCAACCUGUCUUGUAUUCUUACUUUACUGAUAGUCAACAGGAAGUGGCUGCUAGAACAACAUGCUUUGGAGGCAUUUACACAGUUUGCUGAGGGAACAAAUCAUGAAGAGAUAGUUCCACAGUGUCUUAGUUCUGAAGAAAUCAAGAACAAAGUUGUAGUUUUUUUGGAGAAGACAGGAAUUGUAGAUGAAACUGAGGCUGCCAGCAUGGACAGUGUCAGACAGGAGAAAGGCACUUUCUGGAAACCCUCUGCUCAGGUGGCUGUAGAAGAAGCAAAGGGGUCAGCUUUACAGCCUUACACAAAGAGAGCCCGGCAGGAGCUCCCUGUGGAAGAAGAGUACAGGUCAGCCUUUCAGGCAGCAGCGGGGGGUUUGGAGACAACUGAGGUGUUACUCACGCACUCCCCUGCUCCAGCCUGGCUACUAGGGGAGCUGGAGGCACUGCGAGAGAGGAUUGAGAAGCUAAAGUGCCGUGUGCAAGAGGGUAAAAUAUGAAUUGUGAAUGUCCUGGCUCGGACAGAACUGGGCUUGAGUCUUCAACUGCCUUGCCUAGAUG
This is a messenger RNA of Psammomys obesus (fat sand rat), 2779 nucleotides long. RefSeq names its product FIGNL1 interacting regulator of recombination and mitosis (gene Firrm). Bases 1 to 2718 code for a protein of 905 amino acids. The transcript has 24 exons. The record is from RefSeq and is a predicted model, not a curated record. Lineage: Eukaryota; Metazoa; Chordata; Mammalia; Rodentia; Muridae.